This is a messenger RNA of Physcomitrium patens, 1390 nucleotides long. RefSeq lists its product as uncharacterized. The record is from RefSeq and is a predicted model, not a curated record. NCBI's taxonomy places the organism in Eukaryota, Viridiplantae, Streptophyta, Bryopsida, Funariales, Funariaceae.
CCCCGUUGAGUCCACAACUGCUCACAUCCUUUGCGCAGUCACCAAUUUGGUUCUGCUCUUCGUAUUCUCACCUGCUCGACACUUGGGUGAAGAAAAAAUAUUCACUUCAUCGUAGCGCAAUUAGCAAGCAUCACGUCACAGAGAGAGAGAGAGAGAGAGAGAGAGAGAGCAAAGGUCAUGUGUGGGUGUGUGCGUGGGAGCGUUUGCGAGUUUAUUCUGCUGCCAGAAUUACAGCUCCACCACCAUUCCGUUUCGAAAUCGUUUAAAUUCAAACUUGCUGGAACAUUUCUGGGACCACCGCAGCAAUAAUCAGUCACAUUCCCCUCGCCUUGAAACAGAAGAUAAAAAUUCGGUAGGAGCUCUCACAUAACGUUUCAGCCGCACACAUCCUCAAAAACCAUGGCUGGCGGGAACGAUAUCAUCACUAACUCCGUGACUGUAAAACCGGGUAAGGGCACCACCGAGAAGAAGAAGCGCAAGCGGCCCUCGAAGAAGGUACCCACCACCAUCCUCGAGGCAUCGAGCACCCACUUCAUGGAACUGGUGCAGAAAUUGACAGGCUCUACCGAAGAGAAACGAGCCAAGCUCGUCUCUGACGCAUCAAAUUCCAGCUCUCCGUCCAGCAGGUCCGUAUCCGGCAAUGCCCAACAAGCAGACGUCCCUAGCUCACAGACAUGCCACCAAGGUCUCCGCAGCGGCAAACCCGUUGGCUAUGGCGACCUCGACUGCGAUUCCUCGUCCCACAGCAACAAUUACACCUCACCCCACACCCAUCCCGAGAUGCCAAGCUUGGAUUUCUACCACCAUGAAGCAGAGACAUCCGAAUACUACAACAACUACCCGGAUUAUUCGGUGAGUAGCUCACGAAUUGCCGAUGAGGAGGAUUUGCAUCGACUCAGUUCCAGUUCGGAAGUGUCCAUGGAGUCCCUGACAGCUCUGGGAAACGAAACCUCGCCGUUCUCAUCGCAAUGGCGAGACCAAGUGGGUCAUCAGGAUUACUUGUUCCAGGUGGCCGCAACGCACGCUUGAACCCUCUGCGCCACACCACACCAUCGGUGUUGUACAGAUCUUCAAGUUGUCAUGUGCAGUUCGUGUAAAGGCACAUCGACUUUGGAGUGAAUGGUAACUGUGAAUACAUGACUGAAAUUUGUUCAUAUCCACGAUCAGCUGAUGUGAACCCACUGAGUACAUGCAACGGCAGCGAAGGAUUUUAAACCCUGAGCCAACGAAAAUGUGCAUUCCUCCCUCUCAUUCUCUCAUUGAAUUGAGAUGAGAAGCCGCUGUUGAUUGCAAAACCUUUGCAGUUAGGGUUAGCGUCAAAGUUUUAAAAAGUGCAUUGUUAUGCAUCAUGUACCAUUGUUUAUGAAAUAGAAAGGUAUCAUGUUUGUUA